AUGUUAUUUUAAGCCUGUUGUUUCCUGCAAAAAAGCAGACUUCCCUUCCUCCAUUUUCUCUCUUGGGGGGUUCAUCAAAACCCCAACAAAACCAUUUCAACAAAACAAAAUCCUUCUUCAAUGGAGUUGUACCAGAAAUCAAACAACCCCAUUCAAAUGGAAAACAUUUAACCCAAAAUACAUAAAACCCACUUCUUAAAUCUCAAAUAAAAGAACAACCCAAUUCAUUUUUUGUUCAUUUUAAUGAGAAUCAUGCCAAUGACAACAAUGAUUUCUAGUAAUGUUGGUGAUAUAGAGCAAGGAAUAAUUUCUCAUAACAAUGGUGAAGAUUCAGAUGAAGCAAGUGUUAGAUGUUCAUAUGAAGAAAGUAGUUCAAAUGAUUCAUCUUCUUGUACAAGGGUUGUAGUUAUGAAGGAUGAUGAAGUUAGUAAUGGAAGAAGAAUAAAUGAGAAAAAUAGGUCUUCUUCUUCUUCUUCUUCUUCUUCUUCUUCAUCUUCUUGUUUGUCUGAAUGUUCAGUGGAAGAAGUUAUGGAUCUAGAGACAAAAGUGAAUGUGCAUUUAUCAAAAGUUGAGAGGGAUUGCAGGAUUUGUCAUUUGAGUUUAGAUGGGUCGAAUCCUGAAUCCGGAUUCCCUAUUGAAUUGGGUUGUUCUUGUAAGGAGGAUUUGGCCUCUGCUCAUAAACAUUGUGCUGAAGCUUGGUUUAAAAUUAGGGGUAACAAGACCUGCGAGAUAUGUGGUUCAACCGCUCGCAAUGUGGUUGGUGUAAACGAAGUUGAACUAACGGAGCAAUGGAACGAAGCUAACGAUAAUUCCACAGCCACUGCAGCUCCGCCUCAUCCAGCUGAAACCCGGCACUUUUGGCAAGGGCAUAGGUUCCUUAACUUCCUGCUCGCUUGUAUGGUCUUUGCUUUCGUCAUCUCUUGGCUCUUUCACUUCAAUGUACCGUCUUAGGAUUUGUGUACAGAAGCCAUGGCAAUGCGUGUUGUUGCAACAUUUUAAGAAGAAAAAGCCGGCGUAUAUAAACGCUACAGAGGCUUUAUCGGCAAGGAGCAGGUAUCUUUGUAUUCCAUUCUCACUUCAACCAUCUUAUAGUAGCAUUAGGCAAGGUUUGUUUAUAGUAUUAGAUUAGACCCAAGAGCUCUUUAGGGAAUAGCUUCAUUUCAUGUCAUGUUGUAUUAUCCAUUAUGCCCUUAAACUUUCGUGUCUCGACUUUCGCCUUGUUGGCAUUUCGGUUGGAAGAACCCCAAGUGUAAAAGAAAACUAUCUCAAAGGAGAAAUGAGAUCUCCUGCUUCACCGUAAAUGUAUUGUUGUUUGCCAUGGAAAUUGAGUUUUCACGCGAAGUUCUGGAAAUGACUAAUAUACCCUUGUUUAGUGUGUAUACCAAAUAUCAUUUUUUGGGCUGUUUGGUUGUCAGUGUUAAAUAGAGAGAAUAAUAAUGGAAAUUUAGUGUAAUUUUGGUAGGAAAAUUCAUUAAACAAGUCGAUAGUGUUAAUGAUUCUCAUUUUCUUGAUAAAAUUCAUUAAACUACAUUAUUAUUUAAAGAUAUGGUAUUAGCUGAUAAUGGAAAACAAUGAUGAAAAUUUACACUGCAAAUCUGAUUAUCGUCAUUUAGUAUUAACAAUUAAACAUGCCGUUAGUGUCGUCAAUUGAUAUUUGUUGGGUUUUUUCAAUGUUAGUUUUAAAGAAGAAAAGGUGUAAUUUGCUUCUACUUUAGUGCUGUAAUAAAAGAUAGUGACUGUAAAUUAAAGCUUGUCACAAAGUCACAAUUAAGGUAAGGAUGUUUGAACAAAGUUUGAAAGAUGUGUGAAUUGACUUUAAAGGGUCUUUAAGUGUGUUUUGGGUUCCUUAAUUUCUUGUUAGUCCAAUGUGAAUUUGGGUGUAACUUGUAAAUUGGGUCCAUUUUGUGUCACAAAUAUCAAAAGUCUUGGGCCAAUCUAUCACUUCUAACUUCUACUCCUAAGUUGUACUACUCCGAACAAAAAUAGAAAUAAUUCAAAAUGGGUGAGAUGAACUAAAAUAGUUAGUUAUGUUAAAUAAAUAGGAGGGGAGAGUAGCAACUAGAAUUGUGUGAAAAAUCUAAUGUUUGAUCUAAAACAUCCGAGUGUUUUAAGUGUGUGUUAAUUUAGUUUUAUUUUUAUGUUUGGAUCAUGUUAAGAUAGAGUCAGCAAGUUUAGUCAAAUUUAAUCUAAUUAUUCACCUCUAAAUCUAUAUGACCACAACGUCAUACCCUCACAUUUAUAAUUCCAACUUUAUCACAUAAUGCGUUACCUCCAUCUCAAACAUUCUACAUAUCGACAAUUAGAUCUGGUCUCAGUUUGACCAAAUAUCAUUUUUCUCAAGUAAGGUUACGGAUCGAUUUUCAGUUAACCCUCUCUUUUUCUCAAACUACCCUAUAAUUCAAAAAAAUACAUGCUAUAUAUCGGCAAGUUAUUAAAAACUACAAUCUAUCCAAAUAUUCCUACAAUUCAACCCCUUUAUUAUUUACUAGUCCUUACCUUCUUGGAAUAA
Amaranthus tricolor (Joseph's coat) is the source of this 2509-nucleotide messenger RNA. RefSeq lists its product as uncharacterized. Gene Ontology annotation, molecular function: zinc ion binding. The transcript has 2 exons. Bases 244 to 951 code for a protein of 235 amino acids. Lineage: Eukaryota; Viridiplantae; Streptophyta; Magnoliopsida; Caryophyllales; Amaranthaceae. The record is from RefSeq and is a predicted model, not a curated record.